Messenger RNA from Colias croceus (clouded yellow), 1242 nucleotides. It is a transcript of the gene CPH16, whose product is annotated as cuticle protein 16.5-like. The transcript has a single exon. Lineage: Eukaryota; Metazoa; Arthropoda; Insecta; Lepidoptera; Pieridae. The coding region runs from base 342 to 1157 and encodes 271 amino acids. The record is from RefSeq and is a predicted model, not a curated record.
CCGAGAAAGGACAUAGGCUACUUUUUAUUGCGAAAUAUGUACCACGGGCGAAGUCGGGGCGGACCGCUAGUACUUUAUAAAAUAACUAAUGCCAAUUAGAUGUAUGAACUAACAGAAUUAUCGUUUAUAAAAGUUUGUUAUUUUUAAAGUGUUUUUAAUUAUUAUUAAUUUUAAUUUAAUCUGGCUGCCCAAGAUUGACUUUCACGCGAUGAGUAAGCAAACUCGUUGAACUUGACUUUCGAUAUAUUUGGAAGCUGAACACUAUAAAUACGAUCGACAUAUGAAAGAAAGCAUCAGUUAAUCAGUUUUUGUCGUUCAGUCUCGAACUAACACAGACCACGAUGAACUCGCUGGUGGUGUUGCUUUCCGUGAUGGCGCUGGCCGCCGCCUCUCCUUCAGCUCCCGCUGUUCUCAGCUAUGCGGCCGUACCAGCCAUAGCCGUAGCUCCAUCUGCUGUGUCACACCAAUCUCGGAUAGACAUCAAAUCAUCUCCAGCUGUCAUCUCCGAGACAAUUACACCAAUCACCCGCUCCGUUGUAGCUGAGCCAGCUGCAGUCGUCGCCGCGCCCGCCGCAUACGCCGCUCCCGCUGCAUACGCUGCACCCGUCGCGUAUGCUGCCCCCGCCGCCUACGCUGCACCCGCUGCCUUCGCCGCGCCGGCCUUCGCCGCCGUUGCUCCUGCAGCUAUCUCUAGCCAAUCCAGAGUAGACAUCAAGUCAUCCCCAGCCAUCGUUAGCACCGUUGCCGCCGGACCCGUCUUCAGCAGCUACGCAUCUCCCAUCGCGUACAGCGCACCCGUCGCCUCCGUCUACUCGCCAUCUGCUAUUGCUGCAGUACCUAGCGUAUUCAGAUCAGUAUCUACCGUAGUAGCCGCCCCUGCCGUCGCUGCUCCCGCUGUGGUGUCUGAAACUCCCGAAGUAGCGGCCGCUCGUGCCGCUCACUUGGAAGCUAAGGCUGCUGCCCUUAACGAAGCUCACGCCAUCCACAAACGGUCCGUCGUUCUUAAUGGCCCCGCUCUUUCCUAUGCAUCUCUACCUACUGCUACCGCAUACUCAUCCUUGGGACACAACUACGCUGGGUCUCCUGUAGUCUACUCAACUCCCUUGGCCCACGUUUCGUCCUACGCGCAUGCUCCAGCUUUCGCAAGAAUAUAUUAAGUACCAUCACGAUUGCGAGGUGUCUACGCCUCGGUUCAGAUUGACGAACGACUAUAUAACUUUAAAUAAAUAACAUAAAACAAUA